AUGUCUGAUCAGCUGGGAAGGACAUUUCCCCUUUUGUCUAUGGAGAGGGUUAGCCCAGGAUCUCAAAUGGCUGAUAGAGAAGACAAUAUUGAAACAGUUAUCUGUGGAGGAGGCUGUUCAAGCCAAGUAAAGGCAGACAAUGUUAUUAAGGAAAUGUAUCAAGGACAGGGAGCAAAAGAACAAGUGAUGUUCCCCUUUUUGCCUUCAGAAAGAGCACACUCAGAAUUUGAUGUUUCUGCUGUACAAAGCGAGAUUGAUAGGAUUCUUGUUGGAGGAUCCAAUAUGAAAUCUAGAAGGCCAGAAGGAACCACAGACACAACAUCUAAAGAUUACGAGGAAUUUGAAGAGAAAAAAGAAAUGACAUUUCCAGUUCUUCACACAGGGAUUGAAUACUCAGAAUUUCAUCCCAUUGCUCUACAAGAUUUUAUUAACAGGGCAUUUUGUGUGGAAAGCAGUCCAAAAGCCAGAAAGGCUGAAUGGAAUACUGAACACAAUAAUGAAUUUGUGGGUCUCAAGGAAGGAAUGCGGUUUCCUGCUCUGAAUAUGUCAAGCACAAAGUCAGGUUCAAAGCCUUUAUUUCUGCAGUGCAUAACACAGAGGCAUGCUGACAUGGACGAUUACAGAAAUUUCAGGAAGGGUGGACGAAAGGCACCCAGUGAAGCUAUAAGAGAACUGGCUAUCAGAGUUGCCCCUGUGAACCCCUUGGCAGCCUGCCCUCGGAAGAGUAGCGUAUGUGGCUCAGGAAUGGCAUGGAAACACCUGAACUGCAUGAACUUCCAUAAACGUUACUCUGUUGGGCCACCAAAGAAGCCUCUUUGA
This is a messenger RNA of Polypterus senegalus (gray bichir), 819 nucleotides long. RefSeq lists its product as uncharacterized. The coding region runs from base 1 to 819 and encodes 272 amino acids. Lineage: Eukaryota; Metazoa; Chordata; Cladistia; Polypteriformes; Polypteridae. The transcript has 10 exons. The record is from RefSeq and is a predicted model, not a curated record.